This is a messenger RNA of Hevea brasiliensis (rubber tree), 1657 nucleotides long. RefSeq names its product UDP-N-acetylglucosamine transporter UGNT1. The coding region runs from base 177 to 1235 and encodes 352 amino acids. Gene Ontology annotation, molecular function: antiporter activity; GDP-fucose transmembrane transporter activity. Gene Ontology annotation, cellular component: Golgi apparatus. Lineage: Eukaryota; Viridiplantae; Streptophyta; Magnoliopsida; Malpighiales; Euphorbiaceae. The transcript has 10 exons. The record is from RefSeq and is a predicted model, not a curated record.
UCAAUAAUUAGGCGAGUGAAGGGCCGCUGCCAACUGGUCUGAUAAAUCGGGCGGCGCUCACUUCCGAUCCGAGUUCCGAGUUGCACGACUCACUUUGUGGAGUUGACCAUAAAACCGAUGUUUGAGUUCAGUGAUUCAAAAUAUAGAACCUCAAAGAAAGCUGAGAGAUAUCUCCAAUGGCGUCUUCUAAUUCCUCUAACAAGUCGAUACUUCCAGUAUCCAUUUCUCCAAGCGGCGAAGAGAAGCAGAAGGAGAGACUCAUCAAAGGAGGCGAUGAGAAGCUUUUUAGAGGAUCUGCAAUGACCAAAAGAGGAGCCUAUGCUGCAAUUUCUUAUAUGUCUUGUGCUGUGCUUUUGGUAAUGUUCAACAAAGCAGCUCUUUCUUCUUAUAACUUCCCUAGUGCGAAUGCUAUAACACUCUUUCAGAUAAUAAGUUCAUGCUCUUUCCUAUAUGCAUUGAGACGCUGGAAGAUCAUCUCUUUCACCACUGGUGAAUCUUUACCUAUUUCUGAUAGCAAUACUACUUUUGUACCAUUGGAGACAUUGAUGCACACCCUUCCUCUUUCAGUUGCCUAUUUGCUUUACAUGCUAGUUACCAUGGAGUCUGUUCGUGGAGUAAAUGUUCCAAUGUACACCACUCUAAGGCGAACUACAGUGGCAUUUACAAUGAUUAUGGAGUACUUGCUGGCAGGGCAGAGGUAUACACCUCCUAUUGUUGGAAGUGUUGGAGUGAUUAUUCUUGGUGCAUUCAUUGCGGGAGCUCGUGACUUGUCAUUUGACUUCUAUGGUUAUGCCGUUGUCUUCUUGGCCAACAUUACGACAGCAAUAUAUCUUGCAACUAUAAGCCGUAUUGGGAAAUCCAGUGGCCUUAAUAGCUUUGGCCUUAUGUGGUGCAAUGGAAUUGUAUGCGGACCAAUUUUGCUGUUUUGGACAUUUAUUCGUGGUGAAUUGGAGAUGACAAUGAAUUUUCCCUAUCUGUUUUCCCCUGGUUUCUUGGCUGUGCUCCUUCUUUCCUGUAUACUGGCUUUCUUCUUGAAUUACAGUAUAUUUCUGAACACUACUCUGAAUUCAGCGCUCACACAGACAAUUUGUGGUAACCUGAAGGACCUCUUUACCAUUGGACUUGGCUGGAUAAUUUUUGGUGGUCUUCCUUUUGACAUUUUCAAUGUUAUUGGACAAUUUCUUGGUUUUCUUGGCUCCGGUUUGUAUGCCUAUUAUAAGCUCAUAGGGAGGUAAUACCUGAGACCAUAUGGCAACAUUAUAUAACUGGAGGUUGACAGUGGCUGCUCUAAUUCUCACAUGUCCUUCUGUUAUAAUGGUAAUGGGUCCGUCCCUGAAAGAGAUUGACUUGCAUCAAGGAGAUUUUUGCUCAGUAGAAAGUUGCUGAUCCUAAUUAAUGGAAGCCUGUUUUUGGCUGUCGCAACCACCAGCAUCACAACAAUGACCCUUUGUACUGAUUUUUUUUUGACCAUCCAAAACUCGAGAUGCAGAAAAUUUAUGGAAGCAUAUAUUGUUAGAAGAACUUGCUAUAAAUUACAGAGUUUCGAGCAUUAAAUUCCCCUCCCCUCCCUCUACGGCUCUCAAUACAAGCAAUCUGGUGUAUCAUUAGGGAACUUGACGAAAUCCCAAUGAUAAUAUCCCUACUACCCUUAUUCCAA